AUGGGCUCAAGGCAGGGGUACCCAGAGCCUCUCUUAAGUACACACCUGUGGGGACAUCUUGCCCUCAGUCCUCCGAGGCCCAGGUCCGCAAGGGCCACCUGACGGGGCUGAAGCCCGUGGUGCUGGUGACCUUCCAGUCCCCAGUCAACUUCCGUCAGUGGAAGAUAGAGCAGCUGCAGAUCCAGAUGGAGGCAGCCCCCUUCCGCAGCAAAGAGCAGUGCACCGCAGAGGAGGUGUGUGUCAUGAGCUGGUACACACCCAUGCCCAUCAAGAACGGCAGCGUGGUCAUGCGUGUGGAUGUCAGCAGCAAUGGCCUGGGGCCCUUCAUUCCCAAUAAAAGAUUUCAGGUGAACAUCAAUGGCUUCUUGCAGAGACAGCAAGACAACACACUCCAUUUCACUGUGGGGAAUGAGAUCUUCAAUCUGAUACCCCGGUACUUCAUGAAUGUCCCAUCGAGGGCCCUGUGGCACACUGUGGACCAGGCACCUGUGCUCAUCUUGGGUGGCAUUCCUGAUGAGAAGUCCGUCCUGCUGACAGACACCAGCUUCACCGACUUCUUUCUUGUGGAGUUGAACAUUGACAGUUGCUGGGUAGGCUCCUUCUACUGCCCUCAGGCCAGUUUUACUGCCACUGUCUAUGAUGCUAUUGCUACCGAGAGCACUCUCUUCAUUCGGCAGAACCAGCUUGUCUACUAUUUUACGGGCACCUAUCUCACCCUCCACGAGAGCAACCGCGGCAGUGGGAGCUGGGUUCGUGUCCUGGCCAAUGAGUGCAUCAAGAGGCUGUGCCCUGUGCAUUUCCAUAGCAAUGGCUCAGAGUACAUCAUGGCCCUCACCACUGGCAAGCGGGAAGGCUAUGUCCAUUUUGGGACCAUCACAGAUGGUCAUGUGUCCUUCAAGUUGCUGCCCAAGCAGCGGUCUGUGUGCGAAGGGAUACAAGUUGCCAACUGCUCCAUAACCUGGGCCGUAUUCAUUGCUGGUGACUACAUAUUAAUGAUGCUGGUGGAGAUCCAAGACCCCACCACUGGGAAGUAUUUCCAGGUGGUCAGCUACGACUUGGUCAGUGAUAACCUGGUCAUCGUCUACACCAUCCCGGAAUUCAUCCCUGAUGCUCGAGGCCUGGAGUUUCUGAUGAUUCUAGGGACAGAGUCUUACACCAACUUCCCAAUGGUACCCAAGGGCAUGUUCCACAACCCGUAUAACAACCUGCUGUUCAUCUGGGGCAAUUUCCUCCUGCAGAGCUACAACAAUGAAAACUUCAUCUACCUGGCGGAUUUCCCCAAGGAGCAGUCCAUUAAGUACCUGGUCAACUCGUUCCACGGGGACAUGGCUAUUGUCACAGAGACGGAGGAGGUGGGCUACCCUGCUCCUCUCUCCAAACCCCAGGGGUCUCCCUUCUUCCCCUGUCACAGGCAGCUGGAGCCAACCUCUCAGUUCCAAUUCCAGCUCUACCCACUUCAGGGCAACUUGAUGGUGCCAGUGCUCAUCGGCUGCCCCCCAGGCAAGCGGCUGGCCUUCGACAUCACCUACACACUGGAGUACAACCGCCUGCAGAACAAACACUACUUCGACUGCGUGCACAUUGACCCCGAGAUGCCCUGCUUCCUCUUCCGUGAUAUCUUCUACCCUUUCUUCUUGAUCCAAGACUUGGUGACGGGAGAUUCAGGCAGUUUUCAGGGCAGCUACGUGCUCAAGGUGGUAGGCGGUGGGCCCACAAUGGACACCAUCAAGGAAUACAGCGAGGAGGAGAUUUACCGCUUCAACAGCCCCUUGGACAAGACUAACAGCCUCAUCUGGACCACCAAGAACACAACAACCACCAAGGACUCGGCCUUCAACAUCAUGACCCAUCAGAGUCUGGGCAUCGAGUGGCUGUGUCUGGAGAACUCCCCAUGCCAUGACACCAUUCCCCAUACCAUCUUCGCCCCCGAAUUCUUCUUCAAGGUGUUGGUGAGCAACAGAGGUGUGGACAAGAGCACAUACUGUGACCACCAGCUCAUCUUCCUGUUGCAUAUCCAUGGGCUCCCACUCAGUGCCAAGCGGGCCCUCUUAAUCCUCAUGGUGUCAUCCAGUGUGUUUAUCGGCCUGGUGAUCCUCUACAUCAUCUUCUGCCUCCUUUUGCCUGUUAUGGUGAAGGCCUGCAACAUCCUCCGCUGGAAGAUCAACAACAUCAUCACAUCAGAGUCAUACUACACCUACACGUCCUCUUCUAGAGUCUUUAGCGGGACAUCUGGGACCAAAUCCAAGGGCACGUCCAGCGUCAGCUCCAGCGUCAGUUCCAAAGUGGCAGAGGGGAACCAGGAGGCCCCUGAGGAAACCUCGAAGAAGCAGUCUAUUACCUGAGCCUCUUGCCUGCCCCAACCCCCACCAGUGUGCCCCCCUCACUUCCUGGGCCAUCUUGGAAAAGCAAUUAUCACUCGUCCCAGGCUUUUUUUGUUUUGUUUUCCUUCAAUUUUCACUGCUCCUUCAGACCUAAAUCCUCAUUUCAGGACCAGCUGUGGGCCCUUGUAAGGGCUCACGUUCAGUUAGUUUGUACCACACAGCCAUACAGGUCAUUAAAAUCAAAAUCCUUCUGUGCUAACUGGUAAA
Molecule: messenger RNA, 2588 nt
Organism: Leptonychotes weddellii (Weddell seal)
Lineage: Eukaryota; Metazoa; Chordata; Mammalia; Carnivora; Phocidae
Source: RefSeq, a predicted model, not a curated record